UUUAUUAAUAAAUGGACUAAACUCCGACAAGUAUAAAUACUUUUACAACAACCGAUAAAGAAUUAGAAAAUAAUUUAAAGGAUUUACUUGAGAGGAUUUUAGUCUAUGUAGAGAAGUACAUUGAAACAAAGGAAGAAUUGAAUUAAAUUGAAAAUGAAUUAAAGGACUACGAAAGUUUGUCUUAUUUGGUUGGUAUAAUAAAAGUAAUAUUUACUAAACUAAUGCUGAAAAUAGAAAAGAAACUGUUGUAAGUAAAAAAUUAUUAUUCAAAAUCCAAAGGAAAUUGGAUAAAUGCAACGAUUUAGAUAAGUCUUCAUAAUAUAAAGAUGAUGAAGAAUAUGACAAAUUAGAAUAAACCCUAAUAAAAUAUGAGCAAGAAAUUCGCAACCAUAUAAGUGUACUGAUAUUUUUAAAAAGUUUAGGUUGAAUAAUAAUUAAAACUAUUUGCAGAAUCUAUUCAAAACAAAUUGGAUGAGAGUGAACAAAUUAGAUAAGAAUUAUUAGAAACCACAAAAAAUAAUAUAAGUGUAAAUGCAUUUAAUCUAAUUAUGAUAGAGGUUGAAAAGAGAGAAUUAAGAAUUGAAUGAGAAAGAGUAAUUAUUAUAAUAGGAAGUAAAUAACUUAAAAUUAACUAUUUAAAAUUUAGAAAAAGAAAAUAAAAGAAAAUCAAUAGACUCUAAUUAAAGAGAUUAUUUAUAAGCUUUAAUAAAUUAAUAAGCUCAUCCAUCUUCAAACUAAUAAAAAUAAGGGUUUAAUCAAAAAUUUACUUUGGAUUAAAGAUUAUUAAACUCUCAUUCUGAACAUAAGGCAAAUCCUAAGUAAUUUCUAAAAGAAUAACAAGAACUAAUUCUUCCUACAUAAUCAUCAUAAAAACUUAAUUAUUAUAGUAUUAUUAAUAAUGCAAAUACAAAAUAAAAAUCAGAAGUAAUGAAGUCAAUGCAACAAAAAGAUUUUAACAAUAUUUACAGUUAAAUUAUGAGGAGUAAACAUAAUUCUCUAUCAUCUAUUAAUGAUUUGAUUUAAAACGUGUCACAAUAAGAGAAAAAGAGAAUAGAUUAAUUAUAAUCUAUAUCUAAGAAUAGUUCUUAGAACAAUAGUAUGAUUUAAAAGAAUAAAGGUAUAAAUAUCUUAAAUUAAAAGAACUUAAAUAAAUUGAGCAAAUAGAAUUGCAACAGCGAAGCAAAAGUUCAAAAAGAGCAGAUGACAUCAUAAAAUAUUAAACUUUGGAAUCGCUAAUAAAGUUAAAAUGA
Molecule: messenger RNA, 1250 nt
Organism: Paramecium sonneborni
Lineage: Eukaryota; Ciliophora; Oligohymenophorea; Peniculida; Parameciidae
Source: the annotation of a GenBank genome assembly